AUGUACAUACACCAUUAAUUAGCUAGCUACUUCUCGUCCAACCUUAAGUUAGUUAGUUAUUGACAGUUAGUCGGUUAGUUAGUUAUUACUUCUUGGCAGAUUGUGUAUCUGUACUUGUAUAUGUAUGCCUGCAUGCAAACCUGCCUACAUUUCUAACCAUUUCUACACUUAAUCAACAUACAUUAUUCACACACAUUUUCCCCCAAUUCACAAUUCUAAAAACCCCCCCUCUCUCUCUCUCUCUAUCUAUCAUCUAUCCGACCUAGCUUCACAGUUUCACGCACAGAUCCAUCCACAGGACUUGCAGUAAUUAAUGGAGACAAGCUUGAGCAGUGGUAUAGAAGGUGGCCAGGAUCCCAAGGUUGACGAUGACGGUCACCCCAAAAGAACUGGAACUUUGAUAACAACAACUGCACAUAUCAUAACAGCAGUGAUAGGGUCAGGAGUGUUAUCUCUAGCAUGGGCUACUGCACAACUGGGAUGGAUUGCAGGCCCCGCAACUCUCUUGGCAUUUGCACUCAUUUCUUGUUACGCUGCUUCUCUACUUGCUGAUUGUUACCGCUCCCCAGAUGGUAAAAGAAACCAAACUUACAUGGAAGUUGUCAGAGCUCAUCUAGGAGGGCAUAACGUGAAGAUUUGUGGAAUAGCUCAGUUUAGCAAUCUGAUUGGUACUACCAUUGGAUACACUAUCACCACAUCACUCAGUUUAAUGGCAAUCGAGAAAUCAAACUGUUAUCAUAAAAAUGGGCAUGAUGCUAAUUGCCGGCAGAAGAACAUGAGCUUCACAAUCCUUUAUGGAAUGGCACAAGUUUUUCUCAGCCAAAUUCCAAACUUUCAUGAGCUUGCUUUUCUCUCCAUUUUUGCUGCUCUCAUGUCUUUCACUUACUCUUCCAUUGCCCUCGGCCUCUCCAUAGAUAGAAUUGCAAGAAGGGGGUGUGCGAAGACUAGCUUAACGGGACGGCCAAUUGGACCAAACUUCUCAACCACAGAGAAAAUGUGGAACAUCUUUGCUGCCCUAGGAGACAUUGGUUUUGCCUAUAUUUUCUCUAAUGUUCUAGUGGAAAUACAGGACACAGUAAAAGCCUCCCCAAGGGAGAAUAAGGUGAUGAAACAAGCCACUUUGUGUGGCAUAUGUAUUUCCUCCAUCUUCUACAUGCUGUGCGGGGUGCUAGGAUACGCCGCAUUUGGGAACGAUGCACCUUCAAACAUCUUAACUACCUUUGGUUUCUACGAUCCAUUUUGGCUUAUUGACUUCGCUAACGCCUGCAUCGUUGUACACCUUCUUGGAGCUUACCAGGUUUUCGCGCAACCGGUAUUUGCCUUCGUUGAAAAGCGGUGCGAGAACCGAUGGCCAGACAGCAGAUUCAUAAACGGGAAGAGCUUUAAGAUUUCUGCCAACAAAACCUGGAACGUCAGUAUGUUCAAGCUGACAUGGAGGACUGCGUACGUGGCAUUGACAACCAUAGUGGCGAUGUUGUUCCCAUUCUUCAACGAUUUCGUGGGGCUUCUGGGAGCUAUCUCCUACUGGCCCCUAACCAUUUAUCUCCCGUUUCAGAUGUACAUUAAGAGGACCAAUAUUCGCAGGUUGUCUUUCACUUGGAUUUGGCUCACUGUUUUGUGUGUGGCUUGUUUAUUACUCUCAAUAUUAGCGGCUGCGGGAUCUAUUCGUGGCCUAAUCAAGGCUGUCAGGAGGUUCGAGCCCUUUCAAGCUGAAUCUUGAAGCUAGCUAGCUAAUCAUUUAAUGCCUCAUUUUUUUUUCUAGAUAGGGAAUCAUCAAUGUGUUUGCAUUGUAAUUAAUUAAUUAAUUAGACUCAAA
Ipomoea triloba (trilobed morning glory) is the source of this 1816-nucleotide messenger RNA. RefSeq names its product amino acid permease 6-like. The record is from RefSeq and is a predicted model, not a curated record. Lineage: Eukaryota; Viridiplantae; Streptophyta; Magnoliopsida; Solanales; Convolvulaceae. Gene Ontology annotation, cellular component: plasma membrane. The transcript is spliced from 7 exons. Bases 314 to 1720 code for a protein of 468 amino acids.